Molecule: messenger RNA, 3443 nt
Organism: Patella vulgata (common limpet)
Lineage: Eukaryota; Metazoa; Mollusca; Gastropoda; Patellidae
Product: toll-like receptor 4
Exons: 2
Coding region: 98-2749 (883 amino acids)
Biological process (GO): toll-like receptor signaling pathway; immune response
Cellular component (GO): membrane
Molecular function (GO): transmembrane signaling receptor activity; protein binding
Source: RefSeq, a predicted model, not a curated record
UAUAAUUCAAGGAGAGGUUUCUGUGCAAGAUUUAUUAAUCGACUUUUUACUCAUUUAGUAGGAGGGCCUGACCAGAGACGAAGAAAAACAGUAAAAAAUGAUGUUAAUAUUGAAGAUCGUCGUGUUUUUACUGACAGUUGUUGACUCUAUAACCAACCUUCAAGAUUCUGUCUGCGAAACAUGUCAUUGCCUAAAUCACCAAGGUCAGUUCAUCAUAGAUUGCAGCAACAAAAAUCUGACGGAAAUACCACCCGAUAUUCCAUAUAACACGUCCACCCUCACCCUCAAAGACAACCACAUAGACGAAAUUAAGGAUUUCAUCUUCAGUAACACUAAACUUGUCAAUCUGGACAUUUCCAAAAAUGCACUUAACAAUCUCAGCCAAAAUUCUUUUUAUGGGUUGGAAUCCUUGGUAACCCUGAACCUCCAACACAACCAGCUAGACCUGGAUAACAAGAGUUACCCUGAUGACGUAUUCAAGCCAUUGGUUAAACUAAAAAGACUGGAUUUAUCUUCAAAUUUGGGCAAAUAUACCAGAAACCCGACCUACCCUAAUCUUCGUCACUUAAUAUCUCUCCAGAAGUUGAAAAUUGAUGGUAUACCAAAUCUGUACCUGAGAGAGUUCUCCGACCUUCAAAACCUAACUCAUCUCAACUUUUCUGGCAAUUGUCAAACAGCUAAUAUAUUCAUCGAUAGUUUUCAUCAUGUAUUCCACAUAGAAGAGCUUGUAUUGAGUCAUUGUCACCUUCGUUAUAUUGAUAAUUUUACGUUUUCUGUGUUCCCCCAGUUGCGUUUCUUGGAUUUGUCAUUUAACUCCAACCUUGGCUUAGAUAGAGCCUCAAUGGCACUGUUUUCAUUAAAUUCGCCGGAUAUGCGCGUUUUGAAUCUGAGUGCUAUUGUUGACACUUUUGCAGUUGGUGUUGUCAUUACAGCUCUACAUAUUUAUAGAAUAAAACAUCUCAAUAUAACUGAACUUUAUUUAGACCACAACAGAUUCGAGUUAAUAGAAACAGAGGCGAUUCCGCAAAUUCCUAAAUACAUUCAAUUAUUUAGCAUGCGAGAUAAUAGACCCACGUAUGGGGCUUAUAUAAUUGGAUUGGAGAAAAUGAUGAAUCUGAUCUGUUUAGACGCAAGUUAUCAAUACACGUCGCAUAAUCCAGUUGGGCAUCCCCUUUCUUCUCGGUAUGUUUCAUCCUAUUCUAAAUCCAGGUACAACUUUCGUAAGUUGUGUUCUUCAGAUUUAACCUGGUCACGACACCAAAGCCCCAAUUUUACCGAAAAAGAACAAAGUCGCCUAAGCAAAUUAAACACCCCCGUAGAUAAAGGUGACCUGCAUGGACGUAAUAAUUUUCCUGCAUUACGCAAACUUUCAUUUGAUGACAUUUUGAAUCCAAAGUUGAAUGUACCAAUUCCUAUUCCUCCCAAUCUAAAGUAUGCUAAUUGUAGCUAUUGUGUUCUUAGUUAUCCAAUCCCUAAAAUGCGGUUUGAAAAUAACAGCGUAAAAGUGAUCGACGUAUCCAUCAACAUCUUAAAUAAAUGGAUAGGACCAGUAACUGGAUUGGACGACUUAGAAUGGCUAAGCCUGUCAAACAACUUCUGUGACUACAUUGGUGAUACAUUUUUUGAUUAUCUUCCCAACCUUCGAGAGCUAUAUAUUGCUUCUAAUUUUCUAGCCGUUGUUUUGGAAGCUGAUGUAAACGGAAAUAUAUUUAGUAAUUUAAAAAAUCUAGAAUUAUUCGAUAUUUCCGACAACAAAAUUAGAAUACUACCACAAAAACUACUCCGUGGACAAGUGAACCUCAAGAGUCUAGAUUUAUCGAAAAAUAUCCUUAAAUUGUGGACUUUGGACAUUGACCACAUGGACGAACUUCAAUACAUUGACCUCUCCUCAAAUCAAUUGACAAGUCUACCCGUCAAAUUUAGAAAUUUUGGUGAACAACAGUACAAUAAGAAUAAACAAUUAAUGGUUGACCUAUCAGAUCAGACAUUACAGUGUACCUGUGAGAAUUUACCGUUUUUAAUAUGGAUGAAAUCCAACAAGACUGUCUUUUUGAGACGUAACGAAUACACAUGUGAAGAUAAUAAGGGAAAAGAACUGAGUUUGUCCAACUUAGAUGGGAUUAUCAUCCAGCUGGAGAAGCAGUGUGCUUCGUUAACAGCUAUGAUUAUAGUUUUAACUGGUAGUUUAUUUGUUAUUGUCAGUGUUCUAAUUGGAAGUUUGGUCUAUCGUUAUCGAUGGAAGUUAAGGUAUCUGUAUUAUCUAACCAGAAAUAGAUAUCGUGGAGCGUUUCCCCUGGUGAAUGAUGCGGAAACCGAGUUUGAAUUUGACGCCUUCGUUUCUUACGCCGACGAAGAUCGUCAUUUGGUCACCCAGGGAAUGAGGGAGAAACUAGAACAGGAACAAGAUCUGAGACUAUGCAUACACCACAGAGAUUUUGUGCCUGGAGAGGAAAUCGCGGCCAAUAUUUUGAGCGCAGUAAGAAAUAGUAAGAAGACCUUGAUUCUCUUAACAAGAAAUUUUCUGAAUAGUUAUUGGUGCAUUUAUGAGUUGAAUAUGGCUAAGGUUGAAAGCAUUAGUACAGGACGAAAUGUCCUGAUUGUUAUUGUCUGUGAAAGUAUUCCGGUCUGUGAUUUACCCGAGGCCCUUGUUCAGCUGAUGAACGACGACAGCUACAUAGAUUAUACAGACGACCCAGAAGGUAACGUUGUAUUUUGGGCCAAUCUAACAAGGGCAAUAAAUACCGAUUGAAAAGAAUGCAUUAGAGGAUUGGAAUAAAGACGAAACCCCCAUUAUAUAUUAGAUUACUAGAAAUGAUAUAUUUAUUUAUACUGUUAUAGCGUAUCUUUGUGGAUAUUUUAAUUAUUAUCUAAUUUUAAUUAAAGUUAAUGUAGCAAUUGACCUAUAUCCGUAUUAAUAUCUCAUCGUUAACUGUUUGAGUUUAUGUAACGAUGUAUUUGAGUUAAUUAUAGAUACCACGCGUAUUUAAACAUUGGUUUUCUUUGUACAAUUUAACAUUUCUUAUCAAAUAUUAUUAUAUAAUUGCUUUAAUCCUAAGCUUAUAUAUAUGUUCUAUAUUCUACUGAAACUUUUGUCUGGGCUUCGACUCGCCCUAUAGCGAUACAUAUCUCGUUAUUGUGACCAUUAGCCAGUUUUGGAUACUUGUUUAGUAAAAAAGUACAGCUUUCGUCGUUAGUGUUGGAAAUAGCUACAACCCCCAGAAAACAGUACUACAGUAAUGCCAUCAAAUUGUAAAUAAUAUUUCUUAGCUACGUUAAACCUUUCUUUUCUGUUAUAAAUGCGUUUGUCGAUUUUUAUUGAAUAGUAUUUUUUUUUUAGUUUUAUUCCAAUGAAUAUAAGUCCAUUUCAUUGAACUUCUGUAUGGAAAGUAUCUAAAUAUGUAUAAUUUUAUCGUUAACAUAAUAAAUCAUUGAUAUUUUACAUA